Gymnodraco acuticeps is the source of this 3756-nucleotide messenger RNA. RefSeq lists its product as uncharacterized. NCBI's taxonomy places the organism in Eukaryota, Metazoa, Chordata, Actinopteri, Perciformes, Bathydraconidae. The coding region runs from base 96 to 2288 and encodes 730 amino acids. The record is from RefSeq and is a predicted model, not a curated record. The transcript is spliced from 11 exons.
CAUCCCCCUCACGCUUCUCUCGGCCUGCUCCCCAGCACAAGCUCGUCAGAACCGGACCGAGCAGAACCCAAGUGGUUCCUAAACACUGCGACACCAUGUCGAGAAGACGCUGUUUCAUGCGCUGCGAACGGAAACUCCCCUUGUUUGGACUACCGAAGGAAGAGGAGUUGAGGAAGAAAUGGCUGCAAUUCAUUUUCAUCAGUAUUCCCACACAGUUCAACCCGAACCUAUCAUUGUGUUCCCAACAUUUCACCGACGACUGCUUCAUGAACCACACACAGUUCGUAAACGGAUUUUCGCAACGUUUACACAUGAAAUACGGGGCAGUGCCUACUUUGUUUGGUGACCCUGGCAAUCCGGUGCCACAACCUAUCAUCGCACCUUUAGCCAGAUUCCAUGAUGUAGGAUGCCAGACUGACGCUCCACAAACCAUGUCAGUGGGCACGAGGGUUUUGAUACUUCCAAAAAAGGUGACGGUCGGCACACAGCUGGCCUGGGGAACUCUGAAGCACAGGCACGUGAGAAGCAAAGGCAGCCAGACAACAGAGUCCUCUCUCAGAGUUGACAACGAAACGUUUUCCAGUCACCCAGAUUUCCAUUUGCCCUCGACAUCUAUAGAGACACCAGGUUUGAGGCCAAGAAAGAGGCCUCGUCUUGAGUUGGAGUACGAUAUGGAGCAGGAAGAAGAGGAGGAGGAAGAGGAUGUAUGGGACCCUACCAGAGAAGUCAAGAGGGAGCCUAAGGAAGCAAUGUACAGCCCUGUUGGCUCUGUCGUUACAGAGGGAUCCGAAACGCCGCCCACGUACAGCGACUGCAAGUACAUCGUUUUCGAGAGUUGCCUCAAAGAGCUGUUCGACACCUGUCCUGUAUGUAAGAGGAGCUGUGAAGUCCUGCGGCGACGGAUGGGGACGUUCGUGGCAUUCACCCAGCUCUGCCAGAACUGUACUUACUCCAGACGGUGGCAGAGCCAGCCUGUGGUCGGGAGCACCCCCGUUGGAAACCUCCAGAUCUCAGCAGCCACAUAUUUCACCGGGUCAUGCUUCUCCCAACUGGAAAAGAUAUGCAAGGCCAUGCAUCUCCAGAUUUUUCCAUAUGACACCUUCAGGAAGCAUGCUAGGAGUUUCUUGGAGCCUGCUGUUGUCUACAAGUGGAAGGUGGAUCAGCACAAUCUCCUGCAGAAGCUACACCAGGGUGGAAAGGUCGCAGUUGGUGGAGAUAUGCAAACAACGGGGAAAAAGUAUGGCAGCUACACUCUGAUGCACCUGGAGAGCAACCGCAUUGUGGACCUGCAGCUCGUUCAGAGCAAUGAAGUAGGAGGUAGGAUCCACAUGGAGAAGGAGGGGCUGAAGCGCUGCCUGAAUGUUCUGGAGUCUAACUGUUUGCCAGUGGAGUACAUCGUGACAGACCGCCGUCCACAGAUCCAGAAGUUUCUGAGCGAACGCAACAUCACACAGUUCUACGACGUGUGGCACUUUGAGAAAGAUUUAUCCGUGAAACUUAAAAAACUGUCGCAGAGCAAGGACUGUGGGGUGCUGAAGAACUGGCUGCGCAGCAUCAAGAACCACGUCUACUGGACCGCAGUGUCCUCAACUUCAGGGCACGAGAAGGUGGCCAAGUGGACUUCACUGGUGAACCAUGUGCAAAAUGUACACGUGCACAAAGACCCCAUCUUCCCCAAGUGUGAGCAUCCUGUCAAAGUGUCCCGGGAUGAAAGUAAAUAUGUCAAACCAGGUUCAAUUGCACUCAACAAAUUGGAAAAAGUCCUCGUUAACAAGACAGUAGUGGGGGAUGUAGAGAAGCUGAGUCAUCACAACCAGACUGCAUCUCUGGAGGCCUUCCACAGACUCAUCCAGCGCUUCGUGCCGAAGAAUGGGGUUCUCCCUUUCAUGGAGAUGUUGUGCAGGUUGUACUUAGCAGUCAUGCAUUUUAAUGAAAAUGCAAACCGUGAAGUGGUCUACAAGGUCGUGAUCCUCGAGGACUUCAAGGGUGAAUGCAUCACCAAGCCAGUGAAAACAGAGCCAACACACAAUUACGUGGAUGACCUGAUGAGGCUGGUGUUUGAUGAGGUGCUGGAGGACCCAACUCCUUUUGUGGAGGAGUUAAAGACCAUCCCCAUCCCCGGGGAGCGCUCCUCGCAGCAGGAGAGGCCUUCGAACCGUGAAGAGGUUCCUCACAACGUCUCGAGCCAAGUGAUGUUAGGAAGCCAGCAUACUAACCUGCUGGUGCAGCAAACCCCCGGAGUAUCGGGAAUACAACCCUGGUUUAUCAUCCUGAACGCCCCCAGCUGACAGGGCUGCAGAUGAAGAGAUGAGACACUUUGAGCUGCACAGAUACAACCGUCUCUUCUUUGUUGAUAUGUAUAUAUAGCUGCUGAUUUACACACGUUUAAAACACUUAAACAAAAAUAAAUUCACUUUGAGAGAAAAGUAAUUUAUCUUUCUGAGUUUCUUGGCUUAGUUAUUUGCGUCCUAUGGUAUAAUAAACAUACAAGUUCAGAUUUGUUUUAACGGUUGACUCUCAUAACACUUCCUGUUAUUCAUCUUGAUGCCUUAUAAAAGGCAAGCGCUAAUUAACAUUAAAUGUUGUUUAAGUGUUUGAAGUUUGCUGGUGUAACAACCAAAUGGAGAUUUUCGUUUAAAUUCUAUAAACUACUGACCACAUUUCUCUGUGUUGGAAUUCAACAGACACUGGAAUGGAAUGGCUGCCAUACAGGUAGAGAUUGAGAUUUAAGAACAAUUUGGAUUUUUUUCCAGAGCUGUACAUCUUUAUUACAAGCAUACUCCAACAUGUUAUUGUCAUGUCAUUUACCAAAGUACAGUUUUUCCUCUAGGCAACACGUGACCUAUAUUUGUUAUUGUCGGCACGGUUGGUUAAAUGUUUAAAGCAUAUAGAAAAUGUGUACUGCUAGUGCUGCCAUUUUAAAGAGAAAGUAAUUAAAGCUGUGUAAAUAGAUGUUUGGCCACAUGGGGGCAGCAGAACAAGCUGUUGGCACUAGACUGAAAUAUGAUCUUCUAAAGCAAAUAGCUUGUGUUGCUAUCAUAGACUGUAUAUAUAAAGGUUGCUAUUCACUUGUGAAGCCACAAUGAGACAACAUUUUUUAUUUGGAGGCAUAUUUGUAUUCAAUUUAAAAACUCCUUUUAGCUCUGUUUUGGUCUCCACCAAUACCAGAGGGAAAUAUAUCAGUCUUUAACUGUUCAAUUCUCCACCAUGCCAACAACUAGCAAGUCCCUUACCUCUUUACUCUAGCUGGCAGCAAGUAGUUGUGGAUUAGGCCUAAAUAUAUAAUAUAAAUAGCAGUUUCUAAACAUGUUAUAAAAAAACAAACGGCUAAACAAGAUGAUAAUAAAUAAGUUAUUGUUGCAGCUUUAUGCCAUUAUAUGAUGGUCUGGUUUUAGCUCUAACCUAUGGUGGCUGUUAGGGGUCACAGCUGAGACCAGAGGGUUUGAUGUCCGGGGAUUAUAUGAUGAUACAAUGGCCCACUGUCACUGGGAACGUAUCUCAAAUUGAAGUUUUAUUGGCUUAUUUUAACAAUGUGAUCGUUUUUUUCCUUCCGAUCUGAUAAUCUAGUUUAGCUAGGUUAGCUAUCCCUGAAUGUCAACAGGUGCUCCGGUCCCAUCUGUGUGCAUCACUUUUUAGUGUUUCCGUUCCGUUGUGAUGUAUUAGUUUUGUAUAUUUUUCUUUAUUCAAAGGUUGGGCAUUAUGAGGGUUGUUCCAAUGUUUCCCAGUUAAUGAGAGAAUAAAAAACACAAUAUUUGA